Messenger RNA from Cuscuta europaea, 688 nucleotides. The record is from the annotation of a GenBank genome assembly. NCBI's taxonomy places the organism in Eukaryota, Viridiplantae, Streptophyta, Magnoliopsida, Solanales, Convolvulaceae.
CGUACUCUCUUCCUUCCAAAACUCCUUCCCCUCACUCCCGGCUUACUCCCGUGCGACGUCCAACCACCCAAAACCAAACAACCCAGAACCGAGCAUCCCCGUGACGACACCGGCCAACACCUCCUCUCGUCUCACCUUCCCAUCAUCUCACACUCCCUUUUUUCGUUUCGAACUGAGAGCUACAGUGCUCCAACGAAAGGAGGUCAUCCUUGGGACAUCAUUUGCAAGUCUCUUCAAUGGAGUUGAGCUACAGACCCCUACAUGCUACAGUAAGCCUCUUCCAUCUCUGCUACCACUCUCGUCUGCACAUUUCGCUCCUAAAGUAGCUGUGAAGAAGCUGUCACAGACUCACACAGCUCACAACAGGCAAAAAAAAGAGUUUCAGAUGGAGGCCAAAGUAUUUGCUUGCGUCCAACACAGAAAUAUGGUGAAUUUGCUUGGAUAUUGUGCUCAUGGAGAGUGCAACUUACACAUUUCACUAUGUUAAAUUCAUGUCUUCCUUGAUUGUAGCCAGAGGAUGCAUGUGAUGGUGGAAAUGCAAAUCUGUGCAUCCAUUUCUUAAAAUGAUGCUUAAAUGUUGAGUUAGAAAGUCUGUGUGAAUGAUGGAAGGGACUCAAAAUCUUGGGUAGAUUGCCACCUGCACAAUAACAUCAAAAGAUCACAUCUUUAUUUAGUUUUUUUGUUUCUA